ACAAUUAAGCGGCGGACGCAUUUAAUCGCAUUUCGUACAAGUAAAAGAAAUGAGCAUACAAUUUGAAACAAAUUCAGCGGAUGAAGAUUAUGCACGAGCUAAACUAUCCGACGACGAGGAGAGCGAAGACAAUGUCACAAGAAAAAGAGACCAAUCACUUGCAGCAAAUGUCCAGCCUGAUAGAGACGCAGAGGCUGACGCAGAAGCUGAUGCAGAACCUGAGGGCAGCGGUGCUGCCAACACACAUGUGGUGGCUCAUCAUUACAACGAGCUGAAGGAGGCCGGGCGGAGGGAGCGACACAAGUCGAAAAUCUAUUUUAUGCGCAACUUCAACAACUGGAUCAAGAGCCAGCUGAUCAAUGAGUAUAUGGCGUUAAUUAAGAAUCAGAAGCGCGUCGGCGAUGCUCUCCGUGUGCUGGACAUGUGCUGUGGGAAGGGGGGCGAUCUGCUCAAGUGGGACAAGGCGCUCAUUUCGCAUCUGAUAUGCACUGACAUUGCGGAUGUGUCGGUGGAGCAAUGCCAGCGUCGCUAUCAGGAUAUACUGCAGCGUGCUGAGAAAUCGAAAUAUGGCCACAAAUUCACUGCCGAAUUCUUUGCUUGCGAUUCGACAAUGGUGCGUCUGCGCGAACGUUACAAGGAUGCCUCGCUGCAACUGAAUUUGGUGUCGUGCCAGUUUGCGUUCCACUACUGCUUCGAGUCCCUCAGCCAGGCCGACUGCAUGAUGCGCAAUGCCGCCGAGUGCCUGGAACCGGGUGGCUAUUUUAUAGCCACCAUACCGGAUGCAUAUGAGAUCAUGAGGAGAUUGAAAGCUGCCGGCCCCGAUGCCCGGCGUUUUGGCAAUGAUGUCUACAGCAUUGAGUUUGAGGACGAUAUGAUGACAGAGGCGCCGCCGCUGUUCGGUGCCAAGUAUCAGUUUCAUCUGGAGGGCGUUGUCGACUGUCCCGAGUUUCUGGUGCAUUUCCCCACGCUGGUUAAACUGGGUCGCAAGCACGGCCUGCAGCUGAUCCGGCGCAGCACAUUUGCCGAUUAUUACAAGGAGACGAUGCCCCAGGGCCGCCAGCUGCUCCAGCGCAUGUCUGGCCUGGAGUCUGUCCAGGCCAAUCGUUGUGCCAACGAUGAGCAGUUUAAGCAUGUUGCAAAGGCAUUUGGUGCACAGCGCGGCCGACCAUUGGGCACGCUUUCCAAAUCCGAAUGGGAGGCAACAACACUUUAUCUGGUUUGUGCCUUCAAGAAGUGCAAAAAUAGCUGGGACGCCAAUGGCAAGCCGAUCUUCGAGUUCAAUGACUGAUGCUCCAUUCAAAUCUACGCAUAUCUUAUAAUAUAGAUAAACAUAUAUAGACAUCCCCAAUUGCUUAAAUUUUGUUCAAAUAACUGAUUCUUAAACAAUUUCUUUACAACAUACUUUGCAUGAUCAAAACAUUUUUUUUGUUAAGUUGAAAAGUGUAUUUAUUAAGAAGCUUUUAACGUUGAUAUAAAAAAUU
This is a messenger RNA of Drosophila grimshawi, 1481 nucleotides long. It is a transcript of the gene Rnmt, whose product is annotated as mRNA cap guanine-N7 methyltransferase. Gene Ontology annotation, molecular function: mRNA 5'-cap (guanine-N7-)-methyltransferase activity. Gene Ontology annotation, cellular component: nucleus. Gene Ontology annotation, biological process: 7-methylguanosine mRNA capping. The coding region runs from base 50 to 1288 and encodes 412 amino acids. The record is from RefSeq and is a predicted model, not a curated record. Lineage: Eukaryota; Metazoa; Arthropoda; Insecta; Diptera; Drosophilidae. The transcript has 2 exons.